AUGACUCUUCCAUCGCCGUCAACGUCGCCGUCGUCGCCCACGGGUGGCAUCGAGCUCAAAAAUGCGACUCAAGUGCUUGAGCAAGAACAGCCGCCGGAAGCUGUGGAUGCGUACCAGAACCCCUGGCACACGAUCUUCGACCGCGGCGAUAUGCGGCGACUGGGGAAGAAGCAAGAGUAUAGAAGAGUCUUCGGCCCUCUCGCUACUUUCGGCUUUAUCUCGAUGUAUCUCUGUACCUGGGAGUACAUCCUCGUCUCCGUUUCCGGCGGACUGAUCAAUGGAGGGUUUGGAGGACUUGUAUGGGAAUACAUCUUCACCGCUUUCGCUUUCGGCUCAGUCGUGAUUACGAUGGCGGAAAUGACAUCCAUGGCUCCAACGUCGGGCGGACAGUAUCAUUGGAUAUCCGAAUUCAGCCCGCCUCGCUAUCAGAAAUAUCUCAGCUACGCAGCUGGCUGGACAUCUGCGCUCGGAUGGCUCACGGGAAAUGCGAGUGGCUACUUCAUCAUGUCAACUCUCGUUGAAGCGCUCGUCGAGGUAUACGAUCCCUCGUGGAGUUUCACGAAUUGGCAGUCAACGUUGGUGAUGAUAUUCUUCCUCAUAACGACGAUCUAUUUCAAUACCUGGGGAGCGAGGCUGUUGCCUGCGAUUGAGGUUGUGUCUCUGGUGUUCCAUCUGGCUGGAUUUGUUAUUACGAUCGUACCUCUCUGGGUUUUGGCGCCGAAGAACUCGGCUAGCGAUGUUUUCGGACCAGUUGUCAAUGGAGGUGGUUGGAGUAGUGCUGGCACUUCGUUUUUGGUGGGGACGAUAACAAUCCUUUUCUCGAACUUGGGACCGGACGCCGCUGUUCAUAUUGCCGAAGAAGUAAAAGAUGCCGCUGUCGUUAUUCCGUGGGCUAUGGUCGUGAGCUAUUUCCUCAAUGCAGCCCUCGGAUUCGCAAUGAUGAUCACAAUGCUAUUCACCGUUGGCAGCCUCGAAGAUGCGAUAAAUGCAUCCUCACCCUUCCAGAAUUCAUUUGCGAAUACUGGAUCCACGGGCGUCAACGUUGCGCUCACAGUCAUUCUGGCCCUUCUCAUCGGGGCUGCAAACAUCACAUCCCUUGCAACCACUUCCAGGGAAGUCUGGGCAUUUGCAAGAGACGGAGGCACCCCAGGCCACCGUUGGAUCUCAAAAGUCCACCAUCACCAAAACGUUCCCUUCAACGCCGUCCUCAUCACCUCCUUCCUCUCCUUCAUCCUCUGCUUAAUCCAACUCGGCAGCACAGUAGCCUUCAACAUCAUAAUCUCGCUCAAUCUAAUCGCUUUUCUCGGCACCUACCUGAUCUCCAUCGGCUGUCUCCUUCUCAAACGCUUCCGACACGAACCUUUACCACCCGCGCGCUUCAGUCUCGGUCGCUGGGGUCUGCCGGUCAAUUUGUUCGCGUUCUUUUACUCGCUGCUUACCUUCGUGUUUAGCUGUUUCCCAGUCAGCGUGCCGGUCGACGCGAGUACUGCAAAUUGGGGGCCUGCUAUCUGGGGCGGCGUGCUGGGUAUUGCAUUGGUGUCGUACCUGGUGCAGGGGAGGAGGGAUUACAAGGGUCCGGUUGUCUUUGUAGCAGGGGUCAGAAAGGAAGGGAUGGGGUUGCAAACGGCGUAA
Molecule: messenger RNA, 1632 nt
Organism: Letharia columbiana
Lineage: Eukaryota; Fungi; Ascomycota; Lecanoromycetes; Lecanorales; Parmeliaceae
Exons: 4
Coding region: 1-1632 (543 amino acids)
Biological process (GO): transmembrane transport
Cellular component (GO): membrane
Molecular function (GO): transmembrane transporter activity
Source: RefSeq, a predicted model, not a curated record